Molecule: messenger RNA, 1200 nt
Organism: Parastagonospora nodorum SN15
Lineage: Eukaryota; Fungi; Ascomycota; Dothideomycetes; Pleosporales; Phaeosphaeriaceae
Exons: 5
Coding region: 1-1200 (399 amino acids)
Biological process (GO): magnesium ion transport
Cellular component (GO): membrane
Molecular function (GO): magnesium ion transmembrane transporter activity
Source: RefSeq, a predicted model, not a curated record
AUGGUGGAACUAUCGCCGGGCGCCAGCGUUGCUCUAGGAGUAAUCGUGGGCCUCCUUUCCACCAGCAUACAGAGCAUCGGCUUGACGCUGCAACGCAAAUCGCAUUUACUCGAGGAAGAGAAGGAAGACGACUAUGACAGGAGACCGCCCUACAAGCGGCGGAGAUGGCAGCUGGGCAUGCUCAUGUUCGUCGUGGCGAAUAUCGUCGGCAGCACCAUCCAGAUCACCACCCUACCACUCCCUGUGCUCUCCACCCUCCAAGCCUCUGGCCUCGUCUUCAAUUCCAUCUGCGCCUCCAUUAUCCUGAGCGAACCCUUCACGCGCUACUCCUUCAUCGGCACCACGCUCGUUGCGAUUGGCGCAUUGCUCAUAGCACUGUUCGGCGCCAUCGCAGAACCGUCGCACAACCUCGAUCAGCUGCUCGUCCUGUUAGGACGAAAGAACUUUCUGGCAUGGAUGUUCUCCACCCUCUUCGUCGUUAUUCUCUUGAUCAUCGCCAACUGGCUCCUCAAGCGUGUAUAUCCCCGGACGACACCUCGAUUACGACUGGUACGAGGCAUGUUCUUUGGAUGCAUAAGCGGUAUAUUGUCCGCGCAUUCGCUCCUCAUUGCAAAAAGUGCAGUCGAACUGCUCGUGCGCACUAUCGUGGACCGUCAUAACCAGUUCGACCGCUGGCAGUCGUGGAUGAUUCUGAUUGGUCUGGUUGUAUUCGCUCUCACUCAGCUCUACUACAUGCAUCGUGGCUUGAAGCUGUGCAGUACCAGCGUGCUGUACCCUCUCGUAUUCUGUAUAUACAACAUCAUCGCCAUCAUUGACGGCUUGAUCUACUUCCACCAGGGCGAUCGACUGUCGGGCCUCCAUGCAGGUCUCAUUGCGCUUGGGACGGUCAUUCUACUGGCAGGAGUGGACGCCGAGGAUGAGCCCACUUCGCCUGUGGUGAGCAAACACACGGGCAAGGUGCCAAUGCCGCAGACCGCGCUGCAACCGGGCAUCGGCCUUGUGCACGGCCAUCUCAUCGAUGAGCCCGAGGAACCACUCGACAUUGAAGCCGAAGAGCCAGCGAGCUGGUACUGGCCCAGGAGCACUCACAUUAUCACCUCGUCCAUCAAGGCGGUCGGCACCGGAGUCGCAACAGAGCGGCGGGCGCGCAAGUCCUUCAGUGCGCAAGCCGAACCGGAGGCGGCGAAUGACAAUAUCUGA